GAGCAACAAGACUUCAACUCUGCUAUGGGUCCAAGAAUCUCCUUCUCCAGUGACUUUGCCGAUACCCAGAAACCAAUCAAGCAUGAUAGAAGCUAUAGAGAAGCACCUGUGUCGUCUGAUUUUGAGUUCUCUGUCUCUAAUAAAAACAUGAUCUCUGCAGAUGAGCUGUUCUUCAAGGGGAAGUUGUUGCCUGCAAAGAUAACCACCCUGAGAGAUGAACUCCUUGUUGAUGACGAUGACUAUGGGGAUGUGUUGCCGAGGCGACCGAAGAAUACUGGCCGAUGGAAAGAAAAGUUGGGUCUGAAGAGAGCUCAAAUUGUCCCCAAGAAAGCUAAUACAACUGAUAAGGCUUUACAAACCAUAGAUGAAGCAAAGAAGCUUGUGCUUGUUCCCGAGGAGGUCUAUGCUAACAUGACAGGAUCUAAUUGCUGAUCAACAAGGCAAAGGGAAUGCUAUUGAGAAUUAUCAUGAUUUUCGUGGAAGGAGGAUUUUUGUUUUCAUGCAUUAGCUAUUGUUGGAGACUACUGGUAAUGAAGGUCCUUUGGAUGAAUUUAGAGACAUUUGAAAUUAGGACUUGUUGGUCGGUUUAACUGGUCAUAUUGUAAUAAUAACCCCA
Messenger RNA from Ilex paraguariensis (yerba mate), 616 nucleotides. NCBI's taxonomy places the organism in Eukaryota, Viridiplantae, Streptophyta, Magnoliopsida, Aquifoliales, Aquifoliaceae. The record is from the annotation of a GenBank genome assembly.